CAGAUUGGCUGUCGUUGCGGCAGCUGUAGGAAGGGGAGGCCAUUUUCCGUUUUUAGGAAAAGUGAGGGCGACGGGAGAGAGAAAAGAAGGAAAAGAAAGGGCUUAGCGCCUCCCCGCCGGGCCGUGAACAAGAGGGACAGUUUCGGCAGGCGGGUGAGGUCGCUGAGGGCCCGGAGAAGAUGUUUUCCCUGUCGAGCACCGUGCAGCCCCAGGUUACAGUUCCUCUGAGUCAUCUCAUCAAUGCCUUCCAUUCACCAAAAAGUACAUCUAUUUCUGUCAGCGCAUCAGUUUCUCAAAACCAGCAUCGAGAUGUGGUUCCUGAGCAUGAGGCUCCCAGCAGUGAGCCUAUACUUAAUUUAAGGGACCUUGGGUUAUCUGAAUUAAAAAUUGGACAGAUUGAUCAACUGGUUGACAGUCUGCUUCCCGGAUUUCAUAAAGGCAAAAACUUUUCUUCCAAUUGGCAUACAUCUCAUAUUUCUGCACAGUCCUUCUUUGAAAAUAAAUAUGGUUGCUUAGAUAUAUUUGGUACUUUACGUCCCUCUUGCUUGUACAGACAACAUUCAAGAACUCUUAAAAGAAUUUGUUCAGAUCUUCAGUUCUGGCCAGUUUUCGUACAGUCUCGAGGUUUUAAAACUUUGAAGUCAAGGACAAGACGUCUCCAGUCCACCUCUGAAAGAUUAGCAGAAACACAGCACACAGCACCAUCAUUUGUGAAGGGAUUUCUUUUGCGGGACAGAGGAUCAGAUGUUGAGAGUUUGGACAAACUCAUGAAAACCAAAAACAUACCUGAAGCUCACCAAGAUGCAUUUAAAACUGGUUUUGCAGAGGGUUUUCUGAAAGCUCAAGCACUAACACAGAAAACCAAUGAUUCUCUAAGAAGAACUCGCCUGAUUGUCUUUAUUUUGCUGGUAGUUGGCAUUUAUGGGCUCUUAAAAAACCCAUUUUUAUCUGUCCGCUUCCGGACUACGACAGGGCUUGAUUCUGCUGUCGAUCCUGUGCAGAUGAAAAAUGUUACCUUUGAGCAUGUUAAAGGAGUGGAGGAAGCUAAACAAGAAUUACAGGAAGUUGUUGAAUUCUUGAAAAAUCCGCAAAAAUUUACUGUUCUUGGAGGUAAACUUCCCAAAGGAAUUCUUCUAGUUGGGCCACCAGGGACAGGAAAGACACUCCUUGCCCGAGCUGUGGCCGGAGAAGCCGAUGUUCCGUUUUAUUAUGCUUCAGGAUCGGAAUUUGAUGAGAUGUUUGUGGGUGUGGGAGCCAGCCGUAUAAGAAAUCUUUUUAGGGAAGCAAAAGCAAAUGCCCCUUGUGUUAUAUUUAUUGAUGAAUUAGAUUCUGUUGGUGGGAAGCGAAUUGAAUCUCCAAUGCAUCCGUAUUCACGGCAGACUAUAAAUCAACUUCUCGCUGAAAUGGAUGGGUUUAAACCCAAUGAAGGAGUUAUUAUCAUAGGAGCCACAAACUUCCCAGAGGCAUUAGAUAAUGCCUUAAUACGUCCUGGUCGUUUUGACAUGCAGGUUACAGUUCCAAGGCCAGAUGUAAGAGGUCGAACAGAAAUCUUGAAGUGGUAUCUCAAUAAAAUAAAGUUUGAUCAGUCUGUUGAUCCAGAAAUCAUAGCUCGAGGUACUGUUGGCUUUUCUGGAGCAGAGUUGGAGAAUCUUGUGAACCAAGCUGCACUGAAGGCAGCUGUUGAUGGAAAAGAAAUGGUUACUAUGAAGGAACUAGAGUUUUCCAAAGAUAAAAUCCUAAUGGGGCCUGAACGUAGAAGCGUGGAAAUUGAUAACAAAAAUAAAACCAUCACAGCGUAUCAUGAAUCUGGUCAUGCUAUUAUUGCAUAUUACACUAAAGAUGCAAUGCCCAUCAACAAAGCUACAAUCAUGCCACGAGGGCCAACACUUGGACAUGUGUCCCUGUUGCCUGAGAAUGAUCGAUGGAAUGAGACCAGAGCUCAGCUGCUCGCCCAGAUGGAUGUCAGUAUGGGAGGAAGAGUGGCUGAGGAGCUUAUAUUUGGAGCUGAUCACAUUACAACAGGUGCUUCUAGUGAUUUUGAUAAUGCAACCAAAAUAGCCAAGCGGAUGGUCACCAAAUUUGGAAUGAGUGAAAAGCUUGGAGUUAUGACCUACAGUGAUACGGGGAAACUGAGUCCAGAAACUCAAUCUGCUAUUGAACAGGAAAUCAGAAUCCUUCUGAGGGAGUCGUAUGAACGAGCAAAGCAUAUCUUAAAGACUCACGCAAAAGAGCACAAGAAUCUCGCAGAAGCUUUAUUGACCUAUGAGACUUUGGAUGCCAAAGAGAUUCAGAUUGUUCUUGAGGGGAAGAAGUUGGAAGUGAGAUGAUAGCCCUUGGAAUGGAUGCAUUGCUGUUAUUAUUGCAAGAAGAUAAGUAGCAUUGCAGUAGUCUUGUUUUGCGACGCUUUCCUCCCAUUCUUGACUUGGUAUCACUCAAGGGUGUGAAACACUUUGUCAAUCUUCUGUCACAUUUACUGAAUUUUAUUACUCUCAUGAUGGACACCUACUUCAAACAGCAAAUUUAUUAAAGAAAAUAAAGAACUAUCAGGAUUGAAAACA
Messenger RNA from Vicugna pacos (alpaca), 2558 nucleotides. RefSeq names its product YME1 like 1 ATPase (gene YME1L1). NCBI's taxonomy places the organism in Eukaryota, Metazoa, Chordata, Mammalia, Artiodactyla, Camelidae. The record is from RefSeq and is a predicted model, not a curated record. Gene Ontology annotation, cellular component: mitochondrial inner membrane. Gene Ontology annotation, molecular function: ATP-dependent peptidase activity; ATP hydrolysis activity; ATP binding. Gene Ontology annotation, biological process: mitochondrion organization; protein quality control for misfolded or incompletely synthesized proteins.